Messenger RNA from Geodia barretti, 461 nucleotides. The record is from the annotation of a GenBank genome assembly. Lineage: Eukaryota; Metazoa; Porifera; Demospongiae; Tetractinellida; Geodiidae.
GUGACUUUGGAAUGGCAAGAGACUUGAUGGAUAAUACUUACUAUAAGUCAAAUGGUGGCAUGAUCCCUGUGAAAUGGACAGCUCCAGAAGCCCUAUUUUACAAGAAAUACUCUACAGCCAGUGAUGUAUGGAGCUAUGCCAUGGUUCUCUAUGAGAUUUGGUCUGUGGGGCACAAGCCGUUCCACGAUCUCAGCAAUAUCGAUGUCAUAGCUCGAGGUCGGAACAAGCAAUGCCUGGCUGCUCCAUCUGGGUGCCCUCGACCAGUGUAUUCACUUAUGGUCGACUGUUGGAAUCCUGAACCUCAUCUUCGUCCUACGUUCAGUGAAGCAUACCGUGUGCUACAUGACCCUGAGGACCAGCUUCUGCACUGGAGUCAGGACGAUAUCAGUGCAAAAAGGCAUCUCCUGCGAGCCAGUCACAUUGCUCCAGCUUUUACUGAUUUACAAAAUAAGUAUAUGGGC